AUGAGCAUGUCAGACGGGACUGAGCACCAUCGCGAUGCUCCGUACAAUGCCACCAACCAGGCCUCAUCGGCUUCUGCAGCGGCUGGACCAUCGACACGGUCAUCACGUGUCUCGAACCGCUCGCCCCAUUACCUUGCCGGUCAAGACAACCCAAAUCGCGGCCUUUGCCCCCACGAGCUCAAGGUCGCGCCUGACUCGUUCGAGAGUACGGAUAGCCGCGCCCAGCAUGCUAGGAAUGACUCCGCCGAGGACUAUAUUGUCUAUCCUUCGGUAUGGCAGCUGGCACGACAGCGCAGGCAACGUCAUGUGGGAAAUAGUGGUCAACAAGAGCUGGACGGCGACUUGAUCAAUGCCCUCAAGCAACGGCAGCAAGCUAGAAAAGACCCAAAGGCUCUUAGUCAGAACUUGUACGACAGCUUGACUAUGAUAUACUCUUAUACCACGCAAAUACCCACACCUGCUUCUGUCCUUGCUUCGCUUCGCAAAUUCGAGCAUACUCCUGCACAUGACGCUCGUUCUACUCAAACCUCCGCUAUACCGCCUUCCCGACCAGACGGGCAUGAUGCGGAGUCAAAUACCGGGCCAACGCUUGGUACAAACGGCUCGAACGCUUCAGAAUUGAAUGAAAACUCGCGUAUCGUUCGUCAUAAUUCACAAGCAUCAGCCGCCGCGCGUGAGAGUUCGCAGCCAGACAACGCUGGCGCCGGGGUCUUGGCCAACGGGCACCAUGUCCAUAGGAUACCCUACCAUCCCUCGAACGGCAUGACCCAAAGACAUCCUUCAGCACCGCAUCCUACUUCCGUGGAUGGCGCAUGCGAUUCAGCAAUGCUAUCAAUCUCCAAAACAGGAAAGAAAAGCUUCACUAUCGGUGGGACAUACCCGGCUGCUGCGCCUCGCGCGAAGCCAUCAUCAGCACCAACCGAACUACCUACGAAGAACACCCCUGUUGAGGAACAUUCAUCAUCCGGUGUACCCGUUAUCUCAACAUUGAAUUGCAGUAUUCUGAAUGAGCUGAAAGAGGACGUCCAUCGCUAUGGAAAGAGCCACGCUACAGACUUCAAUUACGUUGUGGACUUUGAUCGUCGGCGGCGUACGCGACGUACGAAACCCCUCGUCAACCGAUCUCUGUUCUAUACUCUGAGCGACCCAGAAAAGCUACUUGCAUCAUUCCAUGAUACUAACCAAGACUUCAAAGACUCACCCUUACCUCAUCUCGACUCAUCACGCUUAGCGAACUCUUUUAGAGAUUGGAACCAUCGCAACGGUGCCCUCAUCUUCGAUAGCCUAUGGCUCGCUCUGGAUGCUUUAUUUGCCUCUCCACCGGAACUCGACGUUCAGAAGAGUCCUCGUCUGAGGCCAUCAAGAAAGGGUGCAUCUAAUAACAGUCCUUCCGACCAGUCAUCCAGUGGUCAUCAAGGUGCCUCGCGCUAUCUCGACACCCAUGAAGCCGCUCAUAUUGUCAUGAUAUGCAUACACGCACUCACAUCACUGGUACCGCUGGGAUGGCCACACACAUGGGCACAAAUACGGAAGCUUCGAUCUUGGGGUGUCAUGGUGCCCACUGCUACUCCCAAUACCGACGCCUUUGCGCAUCCGUACAUGGACAUCAUCGACGAGUUGGAGUACGAACCGGCAAUGCGUCUUGCCGAUCGUUUACUUCGGGCUAUCGGGACGCGGACUUGUUUCGAACAUAUUCUCGCCAGUUUAGACGUCGCAGAACCGAACCGGGAUGAGUCGGAACAAAAUACACCUUCUGUUGGGCUUGUGGAUUUGAUCAUACAACAUCUGGAGGUGGUAGAGCGCGUCGGUAUGGCGACAAAGAUGAGGCUGAACUCGAGCCAUGAUCGCGAUGGGGAUCCAGGGUGGACUGUGACAGCUACCUUUAUGGAGUGGCUGAGGACCACCAUCGUCAAGAAAUGGGACAGCAAGGCUGAAAUCAACAAAUGGAGCAGCGUUGGUACAGCCGUGAUGGUCCUCGACAAACUUCGUAAGCAUAUAGGAUGUUUCUACUAUAACUAA
Alternaria ventricosa is the source of this 2019-nucleotide messenger RNA. RefSeq lists its product as uncharacterized. The transcript has 2 exons. The coding region runs from base 1 to 2019 and encodes 672 amino acids. NCBI's taxonomy places the organism in Eukaryota, Fungi, Ascomycota, Dothideomycetes, Pleosporales, Pleosporaceae. The record is from RefSeq and is a predicted model, not a curated record.